AGGUUUAUAUUUAUAAAAUAUAUAUUUUUUUAUUUAUCGAAUCAGUAUAUCCCUGUUUUGAACCAAGAGCCAUACUGCAAGGAGUGUUACAUAUCUUUAGUACUUUCCCCUGCCUUACGUCACAUCUGAUAAAUCUUAUCUGGUUAGACAGAAUUCAGUGUCAUACACUCACUCAGUAUCAGCACUGAACAGUGAACACACACUUUACACGAAAUGUCUCUAGUCAAGCAGAAUCUCCUCCCGAAUAAUGAGGCAAACAUCAAUAAACUGAUCAACCUCAAACUGACGGCUUCAUAUGUGUAUCUCUCCCUGGGAAUGUAUUUUGACCGAGAUGAUGUGGCUCUGCCCAACUUCUCAAAGUUUUUUCUAGAGCGUUCACUGAAGGAGAGGGAUCAGGUGGAGCACCUGCUGGAGUAUCAGAACACAAGAGGAGGACGAAUCGUUCUCCAGACCAUUGCGAAGCCCAGUCGUGAUGAUUGGAAAGGAGGUAUGGAUGCUAUCACUUUUUCUCUGGACCAUCAGAAAUCUCUUAACCGAUCCCUGCUGGAGAUCCAUAAAGCAGCUGGAGAAAACUCUGACCCUCAUCUGUGUGAUUUCCUAGAGAGCAACUUCUUUACUGACAGUCAUGACACCAUUAAGACGCUGGGUGACUACGCUGGCAGCCUGAGUCGCCUCGUCUCUGCUGACCCGCAUGGCAAAAUGGGAGAGUACCUGUUUGACAAGCACACUCUCUGAUCCGCUCAGAUCUGAGUUCUGUUGCCAACAUUCCGUUAAACAAUAUGUGCAUUGGUGAAGGAGUUUAAGGAUUUUUGCACAACCGUUUCAUUUCAUUGUUUUCACCUUUCAAAAGGCAUUUUGGUAAGAACCACCCAGUGUUUUGAUACCACAAUUUGAAGUACUUUUAAUCUAUUUAAAAGUGGGACUAUACUAUGAAAUGUGCUAGUCCAAACAUGGUACCUCGAGUUCAAGCCUUGACUACCGCGUGUCUGUUUACAGAAUUGUAUAGGUGCUAGUGUAAAGCCAUAUCUUACCAAAGACCAGCCUAUAGGCUCCUGUAGGUUCUUCAGGAGAGGUUUAGUACAGUGUACCAGUGAAAAGGAGUGUUUAUAUGUACGUAUUGUACUCCAGAAACUUUAGUUGCUGUGAAUUGUUAUACCUCAAAUAUGGUGCUUAAUGUCAAUAUGGCAACAACAAUAAAUCAAGCAUUCCACACAAAAAAAGAUUGUUCUCUUUUUUUGCAGGU
Sinocyclocheilus anshuiensis is the source of this 1243-nucleotide messenger RNA. Its product is annotated as ferritin, lower subunit. Gene Ontology annotation, biological process: intracellular iron ion homeostasis; iron ion transport. Gene Ontology annotation, cellular component: cytoplasm. Bases 214 to 735 code for a protein of 173 amino acids. The transcript is spliced from 5 exons. The record is from RefSeq and is a predicted model, not a curated record. Gene Ontology annotation, molecular function: ferric iron binding; ferrous iron binding. Lineage: Eukaryota; Metazoa; Chordata; Actinopteri; Cypriniformes; Cyprinidae.